AUGGUGUCUCUCGAAGAGGACGAGGAUCGCGACAUGGGAGGAUCCCAGGAUGGAAGCUCCGAUAACGAGAAUGAGAACGAGAACGAGAACGAGAAUGAAAAUGACAUGGACGACACAAUGCGCGACGGCGACGACGGCGAAGGUGACAACGACAAUGACAAUGACAACGACCAGGAUGGAGAAGGAGACCAAGAUGCAGAUAGCCCCUCAAAUGCGAGUCAGGCGUCGGAGGGCGCAGGGAUGCAACACGACACGAAUGGCAGUGGUACCAACACCGUCUUUGAACCCUUCUCGAUCUAUCAUCCUAGUGUGCGUUCCGAAUGCCUGACAGCCAGGACGUACGAUAUCGUCCCAACCACCGCUGCCCCGCAUGCGACCUCUAUCAAUGCGAUCACAGCAACGGCUGACAUGCGAUGGGUCUUCACUGGUGGAUCGGAUGGAUUCGUGCGCAAAUAUAACUGGGCCGAGUCAAUGAACAGCAAGCUGAUGUUGACUGUGGCUCAAAGGCAUCCUUUCGUGGAUAGUGUGGUCAAGGCUGGCGUGCUCAUGACAUACUGGGAAAAUAUGGAUGCCAACCACUUGUCACCAGUGUAUUCCUUGGCCUGUCAAAGCGAGGGCUUGUGGCUGCUUUCUGGCUUGGAAUCUGGAGCCAUUCGACUGCAAACUCUGCGACACGAUGAAGGCAAAGAAGUUGUGGCGCUCCAGCAACACACAUCUGCAGUUUCGACGCUCAACCUCACAUCGGAUGAACAAUCACUACUUUCUGGAAGCUGGGACAAACGCGUCUUCGAUUGGGACCUGAAUACUGGACAGGCUAGGCGUGCAUUCGGGGGCAGCGCCAAACAAAUAUCUGCUGUGCAAAUCCGGCCAGAGUCCAGCCUGCCUGUGCCUAAGGAUACCAUCGAACUUCAUCAGACCAAUGGCACAUACGCUUCGAACUAUGCCGCUCCUGGCACAGACAACCUGAAUUAUGCCGAUGCAAAUCAAGGGGCUGAAGACCUGGGACAGACUGAGAACCCGCAGGCGGGCUCCCCUACAGAUUCAUUAUUCGGCGGAGCAGACUCAUUAUUCGGCGACGCAGAUGGCGGGGCUGCAGAUGGUGGCGAGCCGUCUGGUGGUGUCUUUGGGGUAGACGAAGACGAUGAGUUUGGUCGCGCUGUGGCCAAUGGUGCUAUGGCGGACGCAGACGCACCAGGAGAGAUCGACGACGACGUCCCUGAUCAACACAACGCCGUGCAUACCCAGGCCACACAGGAUACACAACCCUCUCAUACAGAUAUACCAAAUGAGAAUAUGGAGGCCACAGACUCGCACAUUCCCAAUAGCCCACCUCACCCCGUUGUCAAUGGAAUCCCCAAGGCAGAGGAUCUGGAAACCCAGCAACCGGACUCAGAGUUCUCACAAAAUUUACCACAAGAACAAGGCCAUUCUGCUGAUAACACCUUCUUGGCUGCCUCAAUCGAUGGAACAAUUCGAGUAUGGGAUCGCAGGCAACCCGAUCCCGUCGCCCGCAUAACCCCUCCGCCCAACGUUCCACUAUGGUGUAUGAAUGCCUGCUGGUCUCCAGAUGGCAACUAUAUCUAUGCGGGACGACGAAAUGGAACUGUUGAGGAAUACAGCCUUCACAAUGGGCUUAGAAAUGUCGAACGCACAUUCAAAUUCCCACAAGGAAGUGGCCCGGUCACAGCACUCAGGGCCAUGCCUAAUGGGCGACAUCUUGUGUGCGCCUCUCACGACAUUCUUCGAUUAUAUGAUCUUCAAAACGAUCAAAACGAUCAAUCCUCGCGCCAUUCAGCAGUGCCUUUCUUAAUUAUUCCUGGCCACCGGACUGGAACCAUCUCUCAACUGUUUGUCGAUAACGCAUGUCGCUACAUGAUCUCCACGAGCGGAAAUCGUGGCUGGGAAGGAAACACCACUGAGGUCCUCCUAGGAUAUGAAAUCGGGGUGCCUCAAUAA
Penicillium salamii is the source of this 1956-nucleotide messenger RNA. The record is from the annotation of a GenBank genome assembly. Lineage: Eukaryota; Fungi; Ascomycota; Eurotiomycetes; Eurotiales; Aspergillaceae.